UUUCAGUAGAUGUAAACCACAAUUCAUUGGAUUUAUCGUAUAAAUCAUAUUUUCAAUUUUGUCAACAAAGCUGUAUUAACGUCUUUGUCUUUUAUUAAGACAGUUUUGAUACCGGACUUUAAUUAUAAAAUAAGAUGUAUUGAAUUUAGAAGGUAUAAGAUUUUUUAUUGCUCUUAUCGAGUUAUAGAAGUAAUUUUGAAUAGGAAUUCGCCCUGGAAUCAUCAAGAGAAGAGAAUCUAGGUGGAGAUUCACCGCCACCAACAAAAAGACCACGGUUUGAUAAAAACAAUUCUACAGAACCUAAUUCUUUUCUGAAUUGGAAAUUAAAUAUGAAAAAUCAAACUAGCACAGAUUCAAACGAUAACGGGGAAAUUAUUUGUGAAUUAGUUCAAAAUGGAGUAACAGACUUUAAUACAGACAAACUUGUCGCAUUAAAAGAAAGUAAUUUUCAUAUAAAGAGGAAAGCACUUUCUAGACAUGAUGAAGAAAUUAUUAGGAUAAUUGGUCAACAUUUAAAACAUCUUGGUUUUAACAAGACUGUUGACUGUUUAAUAAAAGAGUCUGGGUGUGAGUUAGAAAAUUUGUCAGCUUCUAAAUUCUGUGAAUAUUGUCUUUCUGGAGCUUGGUCUAAGGCAGAAAAUGUUUUAAAAGAACUAAAACCAUAUUUAGAAAAUGAAGAUAGUUAUGUGAAAAUGAAGUUUAUAUUAUUGGAGCAAAAGUUCUUAGAGUUUUUAGAAGAUAAUUGUGUUCUUGAUGCAUUGCAUUGUUUGCGAAUUGAAAUGUCUCCGUUAAAGUUUAAUGUAGAGAGAGUACACGAGCUUUCAAGUUUAUUAAUGUGUGCAAGUGUUGAUGAUUUAUUUUCUCAAGCAAAAUGGGAAGGAAAAGGACUGGUUACACGUCAGCGACUUGUUGAAAAAUUAUUAGCGUUUUUGCCGCCUUCUGUGAUGCUUCCACUACACAGAUUAGAAACAUUAAUUGCACAAGCUUUUGAGUUGCAACGGGAAAAGUGUUUGUUUCACAACUCGUCAACAUCAAUUGAUAUAAGAGAGACAUCAAUUAUAGUUGAUCAUCAAUGUAGCAGAGAUUCAUUCCCAAGUGAGACAAGACAAGUUUUAUCUGAUCACUGUGAUGAGGUUCUAUUUUUACGGUUUUCAAAUAACGGAAAAUAUUUAGCAACUGGUUCUAAAGAUAUGAAGGUUAUAAUAUGGGAGGUUAAGAGUUCAGGCUUAGAAAAAUUGCAUGUUCUCAAUGGACAUUCUUAUGGUAUUUCAUAUUUAGCCUGGAGCCCAAAUGAUGUUUAUCUAAUAGCCUGUGGCCCAGAAGACUGUUGUGAAAUAUGGUUGUGGCAGGUUCAGACUGCAACACUUCACCGUCAUAUAUCACAUUCACCUGACGACAGUUUAACAUGUUGCUCUUGGUACAGUGAUUCAAAGAGGUUUGUUGUUGGUGGAAUUCGUGGUCAGUUCUAUCAAUGUGACUUGGAUGGAAAUAUAUUGGAAUCUUGGGAUGGAGUUAGAGUAAAUUGUUUGCAUGUUAUAAAUGAAAAUACAGUACUUGCUUCAGAUACACAUCAUAGGAUUAAAGCUUAUAGUUUUGAAGAUAUUGUUGAUAAAUUGAUAUUGCAAGAAUCUCAUGCAAUUAUGUCAUUUACAGCAUCUAAAGACAAUUCAAAAGUAAUUUUAAAUAUAUCAAAUCAAGGAGUAAAUCUUUGGGACGUCAAGUGCAAGAUGCUAGUUCGAAGAUUUCGAGGCGUUGUGUAUGGUUCAUUCAUAAUUCACUCUUGUUUUGGUGGUGCUAAUGAUGAUUUUAUUGCUAGUGGAAGUGAAGAUAACACUGUAUAUAUCUGGCAUCACACAAAAGAAACUCCUAUACUAACUUUGCACGGUCACACUGGCACCGUUAACUGCGUGCAUUGGAAUCCUACAAAUCCCGGUAUGCUUGCAUCUGCAAGCGAUGACGGAACCGUUCGGAUUUGGAUGCCUUUGAAAUCAAAAUCUUUAACCGACGACUCAACUUCCUGAUGAUAGGUUUUCUUCUAGAGCUGUAAGAUGCUUUAAAAAUUUCUUCACAUUUGAACAUCUACUAUUUUAACCGUGAUAUAAUCUUUGAAUUACAGAGCUUUUUUUGUUUUGUGAACUUCUUAACGCUUUUGGAUGCUUAAAGGAUGUUUAAGUUGUUUGUUUGUAUGUAUGCAUAUAUAUAUAUAUAUAUAUAUAUAUAUAUAUAUAUAUAUAUAUAUAUAUAUAUAUAUAUAUAUAUAUAUAUAUAUAUAUAUAUAUAUAUAUAUAUAUAUAUUGAACAGGCAAACGGGUAAAAAAGACAUUCUGUUGACGUUUACCGUUUACAAUUUAUGGUGUUGAUUAUGUAUAGUUUAAUCAAAGUGGAUUGUUGUGAUUUUUUUAUUAACUCAUAACUUAUUUUUGAUGCAUUUAAAAAAACGCUUUCCAUUUAACAAGGUUUUUUUUUACGAUUUUUUUUUUUUUUUGAGUCUGAAGGUGAAUAUCUGUAAUCUCUUAGAUAUCAUUAUUUCAUUCUAUUUUUGUGAGUGUGUAUAUAGUAUAUAUAUAUAAAUAUAAAUAUAUUAAAAAUGUGAACAUAAAUAUUUUAUUACGCCAAUAUAUUGUGCAUAUAUCGUGUAAGUGUCUUAAAAUAGGACUAUUGGUGUCUAAGCAGCAAGUUAGACUGUUAAAACUCUGAGUUUAUUGUAUCUUUUAACAUUUGUAAUUUUUUUUUGGCAACUUCAGUUGUAGUUACCUCGUAUGAUUCUAAGGUUGCUGUAUAUUUGA
Hydra vulgaris (swiftwater hydra) is the source of this 2786-nucleotide messenger RNA. NCBI's taxonomy places the organism in Eukaryota, Metazoa, Cnidaria, Hydrozoa, Anthoathecata, Hydridae. The record is from RefSeq and is a predicted model, not a curated record.